Messenger RNA from Daktulosphaira vitifoliae (grape phylloxera), 2870 nucleotides. It is a transcript of the gene Mcm3, whose product is annotated as DNA replication licensing factor MCM3. Gene Ontology annotation, biological process: double-strand break repair via break-induced replication; mitotic DNA replication initiation; DNA strand elongation involved in DNA replication. Gene Ontology annotation, molecular function: single-stranded DNA binding; ATP binding; ATP hydrolysis activity. The transcript is spliced from 2 exons. Gene Ontology annotation, cellular component: MCM complex; nucleus. The record is from RefSeq and is a predicted model, not a curated record. NCBI's taxonomy places the organism in Eukaryota, Metazoa, Arthropoda, Insecta, Hemiptera, Phylloxeridae. The coding region runs from base 246 to 2642 and encodes 798 amino acids.
UUGAUUGUUUUUUCAAUUGAAAAGCUAUUGUUCUGGACUCUAGUAAAUAUUAUAAGUUGUGAUAUUGCUCUUUACAAUCAAUUAUUAAAUAUCUGAGUUUGCUUAAAUAUUAUUAGACACAAUAAAAAUAUAAACUGUUAUCAUUGUACAUUAAUAAUAGUACAAUCUCAAUUAUUGAACAUUAACUGUUCCGUCUGUUAAAGAUUUAUAUAAACUUCGUUCAGGUGAUAUUUUUCAAAUUUAAUAUGAUGGAUGAAGAUAUAGAACAAAAAAUAAGAAGUAUUCAAAAGGAGUAUUUGAGUUUCUUAGAUGACGAAGAAGAUCAAAAUGUUUAUCAUAAAAAAGUAAAAACUAUGAUUGAUGAGAAAUCUCAAAGAUUACUGAUUGACAUAAAUGAUUUGCGUAAAAAAAAUCCAGAUAGAACUCAAGCUUUGUUGACUAAUACAUUUGAAGAACAAUUUGCGUUUGAACGUGCACUUAAAGAAUACAUUGCUAAUAUUGAUUCUACCUUUGCUAACCAAUAUGAUGAAUUUUUUGUUGCAUUUGAAGGUAGUUUUGGAAGCCGCCAUGUUACCCCUAGAACAUUAAGUAGUAAGUUUUUAGGUAAUUUGGUAUGUUUAGAAGGUAUUGUCACAAAAUGUUCUCUUGUCCGACCAAAAAUUGUAAGGAGUGUUCAUUUUUGCCCAGUUACUAAAAAAACCAUUGAACGUCGUUAUACAGAUAUGACUUCUACUGCAGCUUUCCCAUCUAAUGCAGUAUAUCCUACCAAAGAUGAAGAUGGUAAUCCUUUAGAGACUGAGUAUGGUUUAUCUGUUUACAAAGACCAUCAGACUGUUACUAUCCAAGAAAUGCCUGAAAAAGCACCUGCUGGACAAUUGCCACGUUAUGUUGAUAUUAUAUGCGAUAAUGAUCUUGUUGAUUGUUGUAAACCUGGUGAUCGUGUUCAAAUUGUUGGUAGUUAUCGUUGCUUACCAGCAAAGCAAGGAAGUUAUACGUCGGGAAAUUUUAGAACUAUCCUUAUAGCUAAUAAUAUUUCACAACUAAGUAAAGAUUCUACAUAUUCUAUAAGCAGAGAAGAUGUGUUUAAUUGUAGAAAGUUAUCUAGAAAGAAAGGUGAUAUUUUUAAUUUAUUGGCCCGCUCUUUAGCACCUUCAAUUCAUGGUCAUAAUUUUAUUAAAAAAGCUAUUUUAUGUCUCUUACUUGGAGGAAUUGAAAAAGUUUUGCCUAAUGGUACUCGUUUACGGGGUGAUAUUAAUCUUUUACUUAUUGGUGAUCCAAGUGUUGCUAAAUCGCAACUGUUAAGAUAUGUGUUAUGUGCUGCCCCUAGAGCUGUAGCAACAACAGGUAGAGGAAGUUCAGGUGUAGGAUUAACUGCUGCAGUUACUACUGAUCAAGAAACUGGUGAUAGGAGAUUGGAAGCAGGUGCUAUGGUUUUAGCUGAUCGUGGAGUGGUUUGUAUUGAUGAAUUUGAUAAAAUGUCAGAUAUGGAUCGAACUGCUAUUCAUGAAGUGAUGGAACAAGGUAGGGUUUCAAUUUCUAAAGCUGGUAUUCAUGCUAGGUUAAAUGCAAGAUGUUCAGUAUUGGCUGCAGCUAAUCCUGUUUAUGGUCGUUACGAUCAAUACAAAACUCCUAUGGAAAAUAUUGGUCUACAAGAUUCAUUAUUAUCUCGUUUUGAUUUAUUGUUCGUUAUGUUGGACUCACCUGAUAGUGAAAAUGAUAGGUUAAUAUCUGAGCAUGUUGUACGAAUUCAUAGAUAUAGAGAUCCUAAAGAACAGGAUGGAGAAGCCUUACCAAUGGGAUCUGGUGUUGAUAUUUUAAGUACAAGGAAUUUGGAAAUUGAUGAAAAUGAUCCAUCUAAAACGCGUAUGUUUGAGAAAUAUGAACCUUUGUUACAUGGACCUCGUAGCAAAUCUGAACAAAUUUUAAGUAGUCAAUUUAUGAAAAAAUAUAUUCAUAUUGCAAAAUGUGUGAAACCUGUUCUAACAGAAGAAGCUUCUGAUGUUAUUUCUGAAGAAUAUUCAAGGCUUCGUUCUCAAGAAGCUGUUGAAUCUGAUACAGCAAGAACCCAACCUGUAACAGUUAGAACAUUAGAAACAUUAAUUCGGUUGGCAACAGCCCAUGCUAAAGCUCGCUUAUCUAAAAAUGUUGAACAACAAGAUGCUCAAGCAGCUAUUGAACUUGUCCAAUUUGCAUACUUCAAAAAAGUAUUAGAAAAACCUAAAAGAAAAAGGCAGCAUAGUGAUGAAGAAUCAGAUGGUGAACAUGAGGAAUCCCCCAAUAAACCACCAAAAAGAAAGCCCAGAAAAAAUAAUGAAGAUCCUUUUGCAUUUGAUGAUGAGGAAAUUGAAAACGAACAUGAUGUUAUGGAAGUUGAAACUGAUGAUUCACAAAAUACUAACCAACCUCCGCCUAUUCAACAAACAUCAAUUUCUCCUGAUAGAUACAAAAUAUUCAAAACUUCAUUGAGUAAUGUAUUCCAAAAGCUCAGAGUUCAGUCUUUAAGUUUUACCCGCAUGUUUAGUUUGAUCAAUGAAGAACAUAUAACUAAUUCUUUCAGUGAAAAUGAAGCUUAUGCAGCUAUUUACAAAAUGAUGGAUGCUAACUUUAUUAUGUUCUCUGAUGGAAUUAUAUUUUUAAUAUAACUCAUAUUUUCAAUCACAUGUUUGUGAAUUUUUUCAAAUUUAAUAAUUAUACAAUAUCUAUUUAAAGAAGAACAUAGUCUAAUUUAAUAACUGAGACUUAGUUCGAUUAAUAUAUAUUUUAUUUUUAAUCUUAUUUUUAUUUUACAAUAGUUAUUUUUUAUUAAAAAUGAAUAUGUAUGAUACUGAAAUAGAAAUAUUAUUAUUCUGUAAAAACAUCAUGUUAGUUUA